This is a messenger RNA of Arabidopsis arenosa, 3188 nucleotides long. The record is from the annotation of a GenBank genome assembly. NCBI's taxonomy places the organism in Eukaryota, Viridiplantae, Streptophyta, Magnoliopsida, Brassicales, Brassicaceae.
ACUUGAAUGUUUUCUGGGUUUGAAUCUGUGUAGUUCCUCCUUAUCAUGGAGGUUAGAUCUGAGCUCCGAAAACAGUCACGAAGUGGAAAGAGGAAAUGGGCUAUUUUGGUUGGUAUUGUCGCCCUUACUCAUAUCUUGUUGUUACUUUCAUAUGGCGACGCCUUAAGAUAUCUUUUGCCUGAUGGUAGAAGACUGAAACUUCCCAAUGAGAACAAUGCGUUGAUGACUCCAUCACGAAACACUCUUGCGGUUAACGUUUCUGAGGAUUCUGCAGGCUCGGGGAUUCAUGUCUUGGAGAAAAAUGGGUAUGUUCCAGAUUUUGGUCUAAGAAAUGAGUCUGAGGAUGAUGAAGGGUUUGUUGAAAAUGUUGAUUUUGAGAGCUUUGAAGAUGCAAAAGACAGUAUCAUCAUCAAAGAAGUUGCUGGAAGCAGUGAUAGUCUUUUUCCUUCAGAGACAACUGUAAUGCAAAAUGAGAGUGUUUCAACCAGUAAUAAUGGCCAUCAGGUGCAAAAUGUGUCGGUUCAAAGUCAGAAGAAUGUGAAGAGCUCUAUGUCAAGUGCAGGCUUCUCCAUAGCUGGUUCUGCAUUUGGAAAUAGUUCCUUGCUUGUUUCUAAGAACGUGAGUAAGAAGAAGAAAAUGCGGUGUGAUCUUCCACCAAAAUCUGUAACAAAAAUGGAUGAGAUGAAUCGGAUUUUAGCAAGGCACCGUAGAACUUCACGCGCAAUGCGACUGCGUUGGUCUUCUAGGAGAGAUGAGGAGAUAUUAACUGCAAGGAAGGAGAUAGAGAAUGCUCCUCCAGUUGCAACAAUUGAACGGCAACUCUACCCUCCAAUAUUCCGCAAUGUUUCCAUGUUUAAGAGGAGUUACGAACUUAUGGAACGGAUACUCAAGGUGUAUGUAUAUAAGGAAGGAAACCGCCCUAUUUUCCAUACUCCGAUACUCAAGGGAUUGUAUGCAUCAGAGGGAUGGUUCAUGAAGUUGAUGGAAGGAAACAAGCAGUACACUGUAAAGGACCCAAGAAAGGCUCACUUGUACUAUAUGCCAUUUAGUGCACGGAUGCUAGAAUACACACUUUAUGUGCGUAAUUCUCACAACCGAACUAAUCUACGCCAGUUUCUUAAGGAAUAUACAGAGCACAUCAGUUCCAAGUACCCUUUCUUCAAUCGAACCGAUGGAGCCGAUCAUUUUCUUGUUGCUUGUCAUGAUUGGGCACCAUAUGAGACUAGGCACCACAUGGAGCAUUGCAUUAAAGCUCUAUGCAAUGCAGACGUAACCGCAGGCUUUAAAAUUGGAAGAGACAUCUCACUCCCUGAAACAUACGUCCGAGCUGCCAAAAAUCCGCUUCGUGAUUUGGGUGGAAAACCGCCGUCUCAGAGGCGGACUCUGGCUUUCUAUGCUGGAAGCAUGCACGGUUACUUGCGUCAGAUUCUCCUGCAGCAUUGGAAAGACAAAGACCCGGACAUGAAAAUCUUCGGGCGAAUGCCAUUUGGUGUGGCGAGCAAGAUGAAUUACAUUGAGCAGAUGAAAAGCAGCAAGUACUGCAUUUGUCCUAAAGGGUACGAGGUCAACAGCCCAAGGGUGGUUGAAUCGAUUUUCUAUGAGUGUGUCCCUGUGAUUAUAUCCGAUAACUUUGUGCCGCCUUUCUUUGAAGUUCUUGAUUGGAGUGCGUUCUCAGUCAUUGUUGCGGAGAAAGACAUCCCGAGGUUAAAAGAUAUCUUGUUGUCGAUACCAGAAGAGAAAUACGUGAAGAUGCAAAUGGCGGUGAGAAAGGCGCAAAGGCACUUUCUGUGGCAUGCUAAACCUGAGAAAUACGAUCUGUUUCAUAUGGUUUUGCAUUCUAUUUGGUAUAACAGAGUGUUCCAAGCCAAGCAGAAAUUCGCUUUAGACCAGUUUCCACAAAGCUCGUUUGUCGUCAUCGCGAGCUUGAAACAAAAAGCCAUGAACAGUGAGAAGGAAGACGAGCCAUUGGAAGAGAUCGGCGAUUCGAGUAAUGUUCUCGAUCUCACUAGCUAUCAGCUCCACAGUCUCGAUACGGUCGAGUUACCUCCGACCCUGAUUGAGCUGGACCUUACGGCGAACCGUUUGUCGGGAUUGGACACGAGGAUCGCUCAGCUCUCCACGCUCAAGAAGCUUUCUCUUCGCCAGAACCUAAUUGAUGAUUCCGCCGUAGAGCCGCUGUCUCACUGGGACGCCUUGUCCGAUCUCGAGGAGCUGAUUCUCAGAGAUAACAAGCUCGCAAAAGUACCAGAUAUCAACAUAUUCACGAAGCUUUUGGUUUUCGACAUAUCUUUCAAUGAAAUCACUUCGUUGGAAGGAAUAUCCAAGGCCUCUAGCACACUGAAGGAGCUCUAUGUGUCUAAAAAUGAAGUUAACAAGAUUGUGGAGAUCGAACACUUACACAACUUGCAGAUUCUUGAACUGGGGUCUAAUAGAUUGCGGGUAAUGGAAAAUCUGGAAAACUUCACAAAAUUAGAAGAAUUAUGGCUCGGAAGAAACCGUAUCAAAGUUGUCAACCUGUGUGGGCUCAAAUGCAUAAAAAAGAUUAGCUUGCAGAGUAAUCGAUUGACCUCUAUGAAAGGAUUUGAGGAAUGUGUUGCUCUUGAAGAGUUAUAUUUGAGCCAUAAUGGUAUCUCCAAAAUGGAAGGCUUGAGUGCAUUGGUCAACCUACGGGUAUUGGACGUGUCGAACAACAAGCUUACUUCAGUUGAUGACAUUCAGAACCUCACAAAGUUGGAAGAUCUAUGGCUUAAUGACAACCAGAUAGAAUCACUUGAAGCAAUCACCGAAGCUGUUACAGGAUCUAAAGAGAAGCUUACCACUAUCUACCUCGAAAAUAACCCUUGUGCCAAGUCUUCUGAUUAUGUUGCUGUGUGUCUGCUUCCUCGUGGUUCAGACUUGAGAGCAUGGGCAUCGAAUUCAGGAAAUCAGUAUGUGGACUGUGUCUCUGUAAAAGGGAAUUCCCGAGUCUGAGGUUGUUCUUGUUUCAAGUUUCAACCAACACUAACUUGAAUACUUUGAUUCAUAUUUUUGACUUUGCCCCUUGCGUUCUUAUCUUUAUAGUUUCAUGUGAUUGUUCAGUAUUGAAAAGUUGCUAUGUUACACAUUUUACUAACUUGUUACAAGUUUUGGGCUUCUAAUCUUUCUUUCCGACAGAAGUACCUUUUUGUUAAUGAACUGAAGAAGUUUGC